CCUAUAUAAUUUAGAGUCGGUUUUUGAUAAAUAUGAUUUGAAAACCGUUUCUAUGUUAGGAUUUAUAGUCGAUGUCCCCGAAGCUGAAAAUAGUUUUGGUUGGCUUGCUAGCUAGAACGCCGACCUGCAGGAACAACAGCACAACAGCAGCAUCACCGUCAAGCCGUCAACAAACAACAAACAGCAUCAACAACUACUGGCAUUGAGAAAGGAUCCUGCUCACCGCCAACGCCGAAUUCAUUCGUACCGAAGUGGCCGUUCAUCAGCUGUUCAUAGAAGACAGGACUGUUGCUUUUAUCACAGCAGAAGAGAACAACAAGCAACUCAGCUGUGGAGGAUCAUAUCGUUGAUCGAAGCAGUAUGAACAACAAUAACAACAAUAAUCACGAUGCCGAAGGGCUGCUCUUGGCGGGGCAGCAACAACAGCAGGGUGGCAACGUAGAGAUUCACGAUGACAACGUGGACGAUGAAGAGGAGGAGGACGACGGCAUUGAACGAGACGCCGAUGGAGUCCUCGAUGGUGGCGUGGCUGGUUCCUCCAACAGCUUCAGUGCCGAUGAUAGCUCCACCACCGCUGCCGCCCGACGUCGUUCGGCGGAUUGUGACUUGCUAUUGUUUAUUGUAUGCGGCGAAAACAUGGACGACAUUGCUCCCAAACAUCCCAUUCUGAAAGAAGGCGUGGUAGUCUCUAUUGGACUUGACAAAAACACGAAAUUGGGCGCUGUCUUUCGUCGCUUUGCGGAGUUUUGCAAUGAGCAUUCCAAGCACGAAGUGGAGGAUACGGACUUGGAAUUCUUCCACUGCCAAUUGUUGAAUGGAUCGGAUACUGCAGAGUCCUCGGCGUUGAUGAAGAACGAUCGAAUCAAAGUACGAAAAGAACGAUCUGCGGACCGACAAAAUCAGGCGGAGCUGAAACGUCUACAACGUGAUUCCGACAAGGAAUUCUUCAAACAGCUACAGCAGCUAAUGCCCAGUGGCGGUGCCAACAAGUAUUGCGAUGUGGUGUUUGAUUGCCAAGGAAAAAUCCCAGACGACAAUGGGUUUCCACAACAAGUACUUACCUCCAAAGUGAGAGGACAUUCCGUUGUUUUGGGCAAGCGAUGCAAAUGGCUGGGAGAAUUGAUUGAUACGGCGAGAAAAGAACGUGUCAAUCGUAGCUUCGUGACGGAGGAUCCACCAGCGGAUGGCAUUAUCAACAUCAAUAAUGUGAGCGAUGUGGUCAUCAAAGCAGAGGAGGAUGCGGCCAAUUCGCCUCAGAGCCAAAAUAGAAUUGAUUUCCCUACCGGACACAUUGUCGCCAACACCAGCUCCACAAUGCCAGAUGAAGACGGACAGCGUCCCAGACGCAGUGGCGACACGGAAGAUUACGACGAAGAUGACGAUGAAAUGGGAGUGCUUCCAUUUCCAAUGCCUCAGAAUAGACCACAAGCCAUUUACCGGGGCGGUGCCACCGAAAUUGAGGACGACGACAACAAUGAAGAUGGGUCCGAAGCGGACUCGAUGGGAGCUGUUGGUGGCCACUGGCGAGAUCGUGUGGUGAGGAAAAGUUUUAUUUCCCAGGAAUCGACGCAGUCGGAUGAGUUGGUUGUCACCAUCUCCAAGCAUUCUCCUCAGGCCAUGAAGCUGCUCUUGGAGUAUUGCUACAGCAACCGUGUCAUUCCUUUGGGACACGAUGCAUAUGUACAAGCGUGUCGAACCAAACCGGUCAAGCCCGAUGGUCCAGUGGCACCGUACUCGUCUUCGAGGCGAUGGCCAAACAAUGGUGCCCCACAGGUGACUUUGUCGGUUGCGUUGGCGGGCAUCUCGUUGGCGGAGGAGGCUGGUUUGCGUCGUCUCUCGCUCAUGUGCGAGGUCGCGGCGUCCCAGCUGGUCAGCAAUGCAAACGUUGUUCAUGCUUUAUCUGCGUGUACCCAACAGCACUCGUUGACAGGCAACUCGCUUCCACGCCUUCGAGAGGUUGCCAUGAGCAUCAUUCUGAGAUUCGGGCCGCGUGGCUUUUACGACGUGGCUGUCUUUCGAAAGGCACUCGAAGGGCCAACAACCUCCAUUAUUCCCACACUGCUCACGGGAACAGCGGAAGCCAUGGCCACAAACGACAAACAAAAGAACGAAAGCAACAAACUAUCGGGUCACAAGCGCGACUUUUCUGCGAUUGCUGACAGUUUCUACAGUUCAUGCGACCGAGAAGACACGUGUUCUAGAGAAAAUGAGCGACGGAUGCGUCGUUUGGAACGAGAUGGAAAGGCUCCAAGGCAACCCGCUGGAGUUCUGGUGAAGACUGAGGACGAAGACAUGUACCUGGAUCAGGUCCAUUCUUCCAGCUGGGCAGCCGAAUCAGUGAGGCGAAGUCUGAAGCGAAUGUCCCACCACGUGAACAUUGGUGGUACCUUUCGAGUGGAUAGAACUGGAGUGUACGCUACAACAUCUCGGGACUCUGGGGCAGGGGUCUAUCCCACUCGACGACGCCGCUCUUCCGAGCGCAAGUAGGCUUGAUCGAUUUGAGGCAUUGGUUUGAUGAAAAUCUAUUGUGAUGUUGGUGUUCACAUUGUAUGCAUUAUUUGCUACGCUCGCUUUUGUUUGUCUAUAUUACUAGCCGAUGAUGCACGAAGGCAUUGAAAGGCAAAGUUUACUAUUUUUAAAAAUUACAGCUGGAUGCACUUUGCGUUUUCAUGCAUGUGUUCGGCGCGCCAACAAGGAAGAUUUAGCGAAGUCCU
Molecule: messenger RNA, 2714 nt
Organism: Seminavis robusta
Lineage: Eukaryota; Bacillariophyta; Bacillariophyceae; Naviculales; Naviculaceae
Source: the annotation of a GenBank genome assembly